AUGGCGUCCGGCGCAGGCGGGUCAUACAACAACCCCCUCAAGAAGUUCAAGCUUGUCUUUUUGGGCGAGCAGAGCGUGGGGAAAACUUCACUCAUCACUCGAUUCAUGUACGAUUCGUUCGACAACAUGUACCAGGCGACUAUUGGAAUCGACUUCCUCUCCAAGACCAUGUACCUUGAGGACCGGACAGUGAGAUUACAGCUUUGGGAUACCGCCGGACAGGAACGUUUCCGCAGUCUGAUUCCCUCGUACAUUCGCGAUUCCAGCGUCGCGGUAGUCGUCUACGACAUUUCAAAUGCGAAAUCCUUCCAAAACACCAAGAAGUGGAUCGACGACGUGCGCGCCGAGAGAGGAAACGACGUCAUCAUUGUCCUCGUGGGCAACAAGACGGAUUUGAACGACAAGCGCGAAGUGACGACGCAGCAGGGCGAGGAGGAGGCGAAGAAGAACAACCUCAUGUUCGUCGAGACUAGCGCGAAGCUGGGACACAAUGUCAAGACGCUGUUCAAGAGAAUAGCGCAGGCUCUUCCGGGUAUGGAGGGAACGGAUGCUGCCGCGCAGGCUUCAAGCCAGAUGAUCGAUGUGAAGACGACCCCCGCCCAAUCGUCGCAAGAGGGAUGCGCGUGCUAG
Molecule: messenger RNA, 630 nt
Organism: Colletotrichum acutatum
Lineage: Eukaryota; Fungi; Ascomycota; Sordariomycetes; Glomerellales; Glomerellaceae
Product: ras family protein
Exons: 6
Coding region: 1-630 (209 amino acids)
Biological process (GO): vesicle-mediated transport
Molecular function (GO): GTPase activity; GTP binding
Source: RefSeq, a predicted model, not a curated record